This is a messenger RNA of Mangifera indica (mango), 1209 nucleotides long. RefSeq lists its product as uncharacterized. NCBI's taxonomy places the organism in Eukaryota, Viridiplantae, Streptophyta, Magnoliopsida, Sapindales, Anacardiaceae. The record is from RefSeq and is a predicted model, not a curated record. The transcript has 4 exons. The coding region runs from base 520 to 978 and encodes 152 amino acids.
CUUUACCAUUGACUGUUACUCACCAAUCUUGAUUUGCUUGAGCUCACAGGGGACACGUUCUAAGCAUUUAUUCUUUUCUGUUUCUGCUCAAAUUUCGGUAGACACUGAGUGCUGCUUCUGUUUUCAAGCUAUGAUUUUUUUAAUUUUUAAUUUUUGGAUUUAAAUGGGAUAAUUUGCAUAUCUAGGGUUAAUGAUUUUUUAACCAUUUGUGUUUUCAGGGUUACUUUUCACAAGCAGUCUUUUUCUUCUUUAUUUCUCUCUCUCACAUUUUCGCAUUUACAAUCUUCACCAUUCUCUCUCAAUUCUAUUGGAUUGUACAGAUUUUCACCAGAAAUGCCCAUAUAAUCUUUUUAUUUCUGUUUAUUAUUAUUAUAUAUAAAAUAAUUAAACUGAGAAAAUACUCUGGGUUUAUUGGAUUCUGCUUUUCUUAAGCAAGCUUGCUUUCUGGCCUUGUUUCAGAAAAAUAGUCUUCUUGUAGCUGCUGUAUAUGCCUUGAAUACAUACAUGUUGAGUUGGUGAAUGGUUAGAAUGGAUAAGUUAUUAGAGUUUGGUAGAAGAGCCAUGUUUUAUGUGAGAGUUCUUUCUGGAUAUGAAGAACGAAGAAUUCGAUCUUACAGGUUGCAGCUUGAUAAGCGUCUCCAACAGGCACAAGAAAGGAAGACAGCCUUAAGAAAACUCCCUGAGCAAGCCAUAUUAGGGGAGGUUCGCCGUAUGGUUGAGGAGAUGCAGAAUUUAAAUAAGAAGCUAGAAGAAACAGAGGCUGCCAUUGAAGAAUACUUCAAACCAAUUGACAAGGAAGCUGAGUAUAUAAUGAAAAUACAGCUGGAAGGAGAGGAGAAGACAAUGAGGGAGAUGAUGGCAGCUAUGCAGAGACAGGCUUUGCUUGAGAAGGCUGAAGCAGAAAAACUUGCAAACAAAAAGGAACAUACCGAGGAACCGGCAUCCACCACUGCUGAAAAACAUGCUGAGAUGAGAUAAUUUUUUGAAAUGCUGUGGGUUUGUGGUAGAAAUUGAAUUGAUUCUGAACAGAGCAUGUUCCGUAGAGCUUUUUUUUUUUUUCAUUCUGAGAUCAAUUUAUUUUUAUGCCUUCUGGCCAUGGUCCCUCCAUACAGUUGAGGACUUUAAAAAUAUCUGAUUUAGAUAAGCAACAUUUUGUCAGAUUAUUAAUUACAAUCUCAAAUAAGCAACAGAGAGCUUAUGUUGUACCAA